This is a messenger RNA of Phodopus roborovskii (desert hamster), 7544 nucleotides long. It is a transcript of the gene Tecpr2, whose product is annotated as tectonin beta-propeller repeat containing 2. Lineage: Eukaryota; Metazoa; Chordata; Mammalia; Rodentia; Cricetidae. The transcript has 20 exons. Bases 144 to 4400 code for a protein of 1418 amino acids. Gene Ontology annotation, molecular function: protein binding. The record is from RefSeq and is a predicted model, not a curated record.
UCCCCAGCAGGAACCAACCCUUCCAUUCGCCCGCCAGCGCCAGGCAGCUGGCUUGGGCGCCCACUCGGACUUGACCUGCAGGUUUCCCUGGAUGAUGCAUAAACAUUCCUUCUGCCUGAAGAACAUCCUUGGAAACCUUGACCAUGGCAUCGAUAUCAGAACCUGUAACAUUCCGAGAAUUCUGCCCUUUGUACUAUCUCCUCAAUGCCAUCCCCACAAAGAUCCAGAGGGGCUUUCGCUCUCUUCUGGUCUACCUCACAGCCCUGGAUGCCAACGGGGACUACAUUGCAGUGGGCAGCAGCAUUGGCAUGCUCUACCUGUACUGCCGGCACCUCAACCAGAUGAAGAAGUACAACUUUGAAGGGAAGACAGAGUCCAUCACUGUGGUGAAGCUGCUGACCUGCUUUGAUGACCUUGUGGCAGCAGGCACGGCCUCUGGGAGGGUCGCAGUUUUCCAACUCGUGUCUUCAUUGCCUGGGAGGAACAAGCAGCUUCGGAGAUUUGAUGUCACUGGUGUUCACAAAACCAGCAUUACAGCUCUGGCUUGGAGCCCCAAUGGGAUGAAACUGUUCUCCGGAGAUGACAAGGGGAAGAUCGUCUACUCCUCUCUAGAUCUAGACCAGGGCAUCUGCAGUUCACACCUUGUGCUGGAAGAGCCGUCAUCCAUUGUGCAGCUGGAUUACAGCCAGAAGGUGCUGCUGGUGUCGACCUCGCAGAGAAGCCUGCUCUUUCACACAGAGGAGAAGGCCGUCAAGCAGAUUGGAUCCCAGCCAAGGAAAAGUACUGGGAAAUUUGGUGCUUGUUUUAUACCAGGACUAUGUAAGCAAAGUGAUCUAACCCUAUAUGCAGCCCGGCCUGGGCUCCGUCUGUGGAAGGCUGAUGUCCAUGGGACCGUUCAAGCCACCUUUAUCCUCAAGGACGUCUUUGCUGGAGGAGUCACACCUUUUGAGCUCUACCCUCGUCUGGAGCCCUCUGAUGGGGGAAGCUGCAGCGCUCCCGAGAAACACCUGGGGCUUGUGUCAUGCUUCUUCCGAGAAGGCUGGGUGUUGAGCUGGAAUGAGUACAGUAUCUAUCUUCUGGAUACCGUCAACCAGGCCACCAUUGCUGGUUUGGAAGGAUUGGGUGAUAUUGUGUCUGUUACCUGCACAGAAAAUGAAAUAUUUUUCCUGAAGGGAGAUAGGAACAUUAUAAGGAUUUCAAGCAGGCCUGAGGGACUCGCAUCCAUAGCGAGAGAUGGUCUGCAGGCAAGAUGUUCAGAGCAGGUCCAUGGGCAGCAUCUGGAAAAAUCACCAGGGGCCACUGUUUGUGAAACAAGGCUUCGAGGCUCUUCAGUGGCCAGUUCUGUGGCCAGUGAGCAACGGAGCAGGAGCAGUUCACUCAACUCCACGGACAGUGGCUCUGGACUGCUGCUGCCGGGACUUCAGGCUGCCCCUGAGCUGGACCAGGGCGGCCAGCCAUCCUCACAGAGAUUCAGCGUUAUCAGCUCUGAAGACUUUGACCAGGAGCUUAUUGUGAAACCCAUCAAAGUGAAGAAAAGGAGGAGGAAGAAAAGGACAGGCGGCGGAACCAGGAGUGCCUGCCACAGCUCCCUCUCGUCAACCCCCUGCUCUGAGUUCCCCGGUGACAGCCCCCAGUCUGUGAGCACAGAGCUCUUGUCCAUGACCUCAAGUGUUCUGGCCAGUAGUGUGGAUCGGUUGAGCACAGGCUCCCCAGACCAGGAGAGCACCCCCAGUGCUGAGGUGAAUGGGAUCGUGCAGGAAGACAACGGCCCUGAAACUUCCCGUGUCCUCGAGGUGCCCGAGUCUGCCCCUGACCCAGUGAUUGAAGAAACCGGUACUGGAAAGGGAGCUUCCCAGUGUGACCACACACAGGACAUGGGCCUGCUCAGUGGAGUGUUAGGUUUACCCUUUCUGCCCGGGGAGGAUGGAGGUGAUGACAUCAUCCCAGGACUUGAAGGGGAGCCCGAGCCUGCCGCUGGGGCAGCAGCACAGACACAGCUGUGUCUGCAGAGACAGCACGCCUCUGCUGAGGGGCAGGAGGUGCACGCCAGUGAGUUCAGUGACCUCCAGAGCACUUGUUCUGAAGCCCCUCCUCCGGAUUCAUUUAUGGUACCUUCCAGCCUCGGCUGGCCCCCAGGUGCUGCGCAGUGGCUGCCCGGGAUUGGAGCUUAUGAGGUGAGCUCUGAGGAGGCCAGCCCAGAACUGGACAUCUUGACCCAUGUGAGGGUCCCUAGCCACCUGAGCUCUAACCCUUGGCAUGUGGUCACCAAUAACGACACAGGUCAGAAAGAACUGCCCACUUCUGAAUGUAGCACAGGAAAUGUGGAAGGCCAGGUAACUCCUCUUGUCUCUACGUUGGUGGCCAGCACCCACGAGCAUUGGCUGGACCAGCCUUUCCAGGAUCAGGCAGUGACGUCCAGUGAUGAGGAAGACAUUUAUGCCCAUGGGCUUCCAUCUUCAUCCUCGGAGACGAGUGUGGCAGAGCUUGGAGCUGGUCAAUCUCUGCAGGACCUGAGCCAGCCAGGGACUGAUGACACCAUGCUGCUCAAGACAGAUCAGUUUGCAGAGAGCUGGAUGGGCUACUCAGGUCCUGGCUACGGAAUUCUCAGCUUGGCCGUCUCGGAAAAGUUUAUCUGGUGCCUGGACUACAAAGGUGGCCUGUUCUGCAGCGCCCUGCCCGGCGCAGGGCUGCGCUGGCAGAGGUUUGAAGAUGCUGUCCAGCAGGUGGCAGUCUCUCCCUCAGGGGCUCUUCUCUGGAAGAUUGAACAGAAAUCUAACCGUGCUUUUGCUUGUGGCAAAGUUACCAUCAAGGGAAAGCGGCACUGGUAUGAGGCUCUGCCCCAGGCUGUGUUUGUGGCCCUGAGUGAUGACACAGCCUGGGUCAUCAGGACCAAUGGAGAUCUGUACCUUCAGACAGGUCUCAGUGUGGAUCGGCCCUGUGCCCGAGCUGUGAAGGUUGACUGUCCCUACCCGCUGUCCCAGAUCACUGCCCGGAACAGUGUGGUGUGGGCACUGACGGAGCAGAGGGCCCUCGUGUAUCGGGAGGGUGUGAGCAGCUUCUGUCCUGAAGGGGAACAGUGGAAGUGUGACAUUGUCAGUGAAAGGCAAACUCUGGAGCCUGUCUGCAUAACUCUAGGAGAUCAGCACACACUUUGGGCCCUGGACAUUCAUGGGAAGCUGUGGUUCAGAACUGGCGUUGUCCCCAAGAAGCCCCAAGGAGAUGAUGACCAUUGGUGGCAGGUGAGCAUCACAGACUAUGUGGUGUUCGACCAGUGCAGCUUGUUCCAGACCAUCGUGCAUGCCACACACUCGGUCGCGACAGCAGCUCAAGCCCCUGUGGGAAAGGUAGCAGAUAAACUGCGCAUGGCCUUUUGGUCUCAGCAGCUCCAAUGCCAGCCCAGCCUACUCGGGGUUAACAACAGUGGCGUCUGGGUCUCCUCCGGCAAGAGUGAGUUCCAUGUUGCUAAAGGGAGUCUCAUAGGAACUUACUGGAAUAAUGUUGUUCCCCGGGGAACGGCUUCAGCCACAAAAUGGGUCUUUGUGUUGGCUUCUCCUGCUCCUACCCAGGAUGGAAGCUCCUUGUGGCUGUGCCAAAGCAGCAAGGACCUGUGUACCAUCGGUGCCCAGAGUGUGCAGUGCCGCCCCUCCACGGUACAGCUGCCCCCCGACGUGGAGAUGAGGACCUACGCUGCCUGCCAGGAUGCACUGUGGGCCUUGGACAACCUUGGGCAGGUGUUCAUCAGGACUCUUUCUAGGAGCUGUCCCACAGGCAUGCACUGGACGAGACUGGACCUUUCCCAGCUAGGAACUGUAAGACUGACCAGCUUGGCGUGUGGAAAUCAGCAUGUCUGGGCCUGUGACUCCAGGGGUGGGAUUUACUUCCGUGUUGGAACCCAACCUCUGAAUCCCAGCCUGAUGCUUCCAGCCUGGAUCAUGAUUGAGCCCCCUGUCCAGCCUGCUGGGGUCACCUUGGUCAGCGUCCACUCUAGCCCCAAUGACCAGAUGCUGUGGGCCCUGGACAGCCGAUGGAAUGUGCAUGUCCGAACUGGGAUCACUGAGGAGAUGCCUGUGGGGACAGACUGGGAGCAUGUGCCAGGGUUACAGGCCUGCCAGCUGGCACUGAGUACCAGGACCGUGUGGGCCCGAUGUCCAAAUGGUGACCUCGCCCGCCGUUACGGCAUCACAGACAAAAACCCUGCUGGAGACUACUGGAAGAAAAUUCCCGGAAGUGUGUCGUGUUUCACAGUGACUUCAUCAGACGAACUAUGGGCAGUGGCACCCCCUGGCUACCUUCUCCAGCGACUGACAAAGACGUUCAGUCAUUCACACAAUCCCCAGAAGAACAGCCAGGCAGCCACCUCCCACCCGGAGGACCUGGAGGACGAGUGGGAAGUCAUCUGAAGGAGCCCCAGGCCGUCAGUCAGGGAGGAAACUGAGGCUGUGUGAUGGAUGCUGCCGUUUCCCAGAGACUCACUUAUGGACAUGCCUCAUCCACCAGGCUGAACAACCACACUUGCUUUCAUGUGUAUUUGUUUCUGUCUCAUUCCAGAACCCACAGCCUCAGCCAUGUACCCAGAGCUAUUGCUGUAACAGUCACGUGGACCUUUGACAUCUUGCCAAGGUCACCUCCAGGUAGGAGCAGUGGCUGCUGCUGCUCAGUUGCAUGCACUAAGUUACCCAUGCACCACAGUAAAUUCUCUUCAGCAACUACAGAUCGUGGUGUGGGGGCCAACAGGGACACCGCCAUAGGCAGAUGAGUCAAAGCCAGAAGAGUCAUCCAUCCCAGAACCCCAGGCCAAACAGGUCAGAGCUCGAAGCCAUUGGAUGUGUUUGGUGACGGUGUUGACUAGCUCACAGGGUCCCUUACAUCUCUCUGAGAGAUACAGGCCACAGUUAGUUACGUCCCAUGCAGACAUUGCAGGUGGGGAAGUACCCACCCAGGACGGGGAUGCUGGACUGUGCAAGCCACACACAUCCUUGCCUCAUCAUCGGGGUAGCUGCCCACCUGCCCAUGUCAGUCAACGCAACAGCCAGUCGGCCAGACCUAACACAGAGGUGUCCUCGUGGUCCCUUUAAUCCAGCACAGGGUGCUGAUCACACAGACACAGGCUGCACUAAUGUAGAGACAUCUUUAGAAAAACAUUUGACCAGUGUGCUGGUGGGCAUCCUAAAGCCAGGCACAUUCUCAGAUGAUGAUCUAGUAGUUGCCUUUUUAUUUGUUGAGUUACAAACCUGAAUAAGAUACCUCAUUUUAAAUGAAACCUCACAAAUUUAGGAGAUAAAUGUAUCUUCUGAAAACAGUGAAGGUCUUUUGUUCCUUCGGGAUGGUUGGUUAUCCUAAGCCUAAGCCUACCUUGUCUUGGCUAUAGUUUUGCAGGGGUGGCCACCCCGUCAUGCCCUCCACCUAAGAGCAGCCAGUGUCUUCAGUGGGCAUAGCAUGGGGCUGCCCAGCAGGUGGAAACUGCCUCCUACUCACAGCGGUUGGGACAGCAGCAUCUGAGCUUCAGGGCCGGCCGGUCGGUCACUGUGUGUCCUUCCAGGAGCCCGCUGUCCCACCGGAGGUCCCCAUCACUGCUCCACUCUGGCUGCUUUUUUUUAGUCCGCCUGGUCCAGGCAGUUACUUGAUGUCUGUUCUCUACUGAGCAUGUCAGGACCCCCAGUCCCGGGUGAAGGCCCAGCCAUCAUGAAGCGGAGGCUUCUGGGUCUCAGCAGUGAUGAGCUACUGAGGGCCUUGACUGCUCUUCAUUUUAUAGACUCCUUUUGGAAGAGCUCAGUGACAGCAGAGCUGUCUUCUGUGAAUGGUGUGCCUUGCCUGGCUCCUCACAGUGGCAUCACCCCCAAGCCCAGAGGAUAGCAGUGCAAUUAAGCCCCUUAAGUGGACACUUUUAAACUACUUUGAGCUUCAGUGCUCUAUACGAUUCUCUUUGGUUUUGAAUUUAGCUGUGCUUUGAGAUCAUGAACAGUGGACUUUUUGCCGAUGUUGACGGUGAUUACUGAGGGAGCGGCCUGCAGCAGACCGUGUCCUGCUGACCCACAGGAAGGAAGCUGCAGCCCCCCCACACACACACUGCAGCGGAGCACCUGUCAGGUCUCGGCACCCAGGGAGUGUUGGGCCACCUUCCCCGGUGGUAUAGUGGGCAGAGGCUGUUCCCCAGAUGGACACACCCUCUGGCAGCCCUGGAGAGAAUGCCCCAGGGAAGGCAGAAAGGAGGGUUGUCCCAAGACAUUAGUCUUUUCUCUUGUUUUGAGACAGUCUUCUGUAGCCCAAGCUGGCCUCCAGUUCACCAUAUAGCUAGCCAAGGAUGGCUUUUUCUGAUCCUUCCGCCUCCGCCUUUCAAGUUCUAGGAUUACAGGUGUGCACCACCUCGUCCUGCUAAGAUGUCACUCUAUAGCUCACUUUCAGAAUCCCCACCGGGGUGUUCUCCUAGACAGGAAUUCUAAAAUCAUGACAGUACCACACACACCCGCGGGUUACUGCUCAGGUCCCCUCGCUCUCUAGAGCCCCAGAGGUUGCUUACUUUAUUCACACACAGUAAACAUGGGCCAGGGCUUAGCUUGGCCAAUCUGCUGUCCUGUGCUGAUGCCACAAACUCCUGGAGUCACCCUAGCCAGGACCAGCAUGUCAGGUACAGCCCAGACCAUGGCCGGGGCUCACCAGGAGCAUGGCAGCAUCCCAUAGGCAUUGCCGGUGGGAGGGGCAACCGCCCAGCUGCUGUGCCUACUGUUUCCGUCUGGAGGGCAAAUGAUGGGGCAGCCACAGGAAGCCCUCCUGGAGAUGUUUACGUAUCCAAAAUGUAGAGCCUGUAGGUCAGGAACCCAUGUGGGGCUGGGGAAUGUGGCUUAGUGACGGGCCUACCAUGCACACCGAAACAUGACCAAAACCCUAGACCAAAACCCAGAGCAUGUCUGCCAUCCCAGCACUCAGGAAGCAGAGUCAGGAUCGCCACACAUUCCAGAUCAGCCUGGACCACACAGUACAGGCCUGACUCAAAAACACUAGAGUUAAAAGUAAACCCAGUGAGAAAGGAACAAUUGCCACAGUGUGGACAUUCACCGUAGGAGCUUCCCCAGCCCAGUAGGAAAAACAGGACACAGACGGACAGAAGCAGCUCACCGAAGCAGUGCAGCAGGAGACCCAAAGCCCUCACACUCCCGCCAACUCUGGGAUCCUUCGAGAACAAAGUGAGAGCUGAGAUGUAACAGCACAGUGAUCCAGCUCUGGCCUAGCACCGAGCUGUCCCUAGUUCUCAGAACGCAGGGGAAGUGCCACUGUCUAUGAACUUGAACACACGCCUGUAAUGGCCCAGGAUGUGUGCCAGCGGGGCCCCACAGGGGAUCUUAGCGUGAAACUCUUCCGGUCUAUCACUACAGCACGGCUUACAGAUGGAGAAGGACCCUUCAGGAGGGGCAGGGAGAGACAAGCUCUCACUUGGGACAAGUUGCUGGCCAGUGAUUGUUUCCAAGUUGUCUUUUUUACCCUUUGAAUGUUGAGCCAUGUAAAUGUAUUAUUUAUUUCAAAACUAAAUAAAAUUUACAUUUCAGAAA